ACCACUUUUUUUAUUUAUUUAAAUUAAUGGAUUACUUUACCAUAUAAAUGGUUUAAUUAUUGUUAUCUAAAUGAUUCGGUUAUAAAUACCAUGCAUUUCCAACUGUCCAUCAUCUUCUCCAACCAACAACACAUUCCAAUCAAAAUCAUAACACAACAAUCAAUCUGACAAAUAUGGAGGCUACACUGCUUUCUUCGCUAGCUUCGUUUUCACCACUCCGUUUCCACCCAUUGGUGUUAUCAUCAUCACGGAGAACCAAUAAGAUGAUGAGCGUCUCUGCUGGGGCGUCUUCAGGAAAAGACCAUUACUACUACGGAGGAGGGAGGUUGGUGGACGAGAACAUGAUCGUCCUUAGGAAACGCAUACACGAGACGAAGAUGGUUGAGCGUAACUACGAGCCUCCUUCUCACUGGAUGGAUUGGGAGAAGCGUUUCUACAGCAGCUACGACUCUGUUAUCUGCGAUUCCGUUGGUCUCCUUCAGAGCUUCCUCAUGAACUCCCGCCCCACCGUAGCCAUCGCAACGCUGCUCAUCCUCCUCGUCAGCGUUCCCGUUUCCUCCACCGCCAUCGCGUUUCGCCUUCUUGACCUCCUUCAGUGGCUUCUCGCCGCCGCUACAUCUGCCAGCGUGGCCUGAUAUUUGAUUAUGUUAAAUAUUACUUGCUUAAUUAGUAAACCAACCCAUAUUCUUUGAUUAUUUAUCUGAUGUUUUUCUCUACAUUAGCUUAAGCCUUAAGAUAUGUGUACAGAGCUCGUUUAUUUAUUCUUUCAUGUGAUUUUGUAAUUUUCUUGAUAUGUAACUAUAUGUCAUUUAAUGAAUGCGAUCGUAAUAAAAUAUUUGUUGACGAA
Messenger RNA from Camelina sativa (false flax), 847 nucleotides. The record is from RefSeq and is a predicted model, not a curated record. Lineage: Eukaryota; Viridiplantae; Streptophyta; Magnoliopsida; Brassicales; Brassicaceae.